UCCUUACUCAGAAAGGGUUAACUCUAAAAUAAAAUAAAUACUUAAUACUAGAAUAGAAGAGAAAUGGUUUAUGUAAAGAUGCAGAAAAGAUUGGACAUGCAGAAGAAUGGUACUUUCCACAAAAUUUAAUGGACUUUCCACACUACAGUGAGUCACUAAACAUGUGACCAUUUAUUAUCCCAAAAAAGGAACAGAGCAGUACAUCAGAUGUUAUAAACACAAGCAAGAAGCUCCCAGUCACCCCAUCAUUUAGGUCUGUAAAUUUACGAAUUGCAAACAUUGGUCCAAAGACAUGCUGCGAGUUCCUCAGGUUUCUAAUAUGAUGGUGGACAUGUUAAUUUGCAUUUAAGUCUGCACAUCAAAUACUCAAGCUAUUAAUGCAUUAAAAAGAUGAACAUAAAGUGUGAACAUAAAUACCUAUCAGCCUGCAAAAGAUUAUCAGGAUCUGACAUAAAAUAUAUCUUACUCCUUGUCUUUGACUCCAGUAUUCAGUAAUUUUUCCUCUUAAAUGCCUUUUUAUUCAAACAAGAGGUUUUGGCUAAAAAAAUAAUGCUUCCAAUUUAAAAAAAUUAGUAUUUAGUGUCAGAUUUGUAGUUUUUUGGCCUUUAGUGAGAGAAGAUGCUUUGAAACAACACAGAUAUAGCAAACACUAGCUCUGUUAAAAAAAAUAAGAAUGCUAAGGUUCAGCUGGUUUUUAAUCCCUUCCACUGUUGUUGGUAGUCCAGAAUAGCAAUGUUCUGCUAACAGGAACGCUCUGUCCUCAAGCCUACUGUUAGUCAUGGUCAGGUUAUCCUAACCUGAUCUCAUGUUUCCAUUUUCCCUCAGUUUCAACUGACUCACUGUGCUCUUCAGAUGUAUGCAUACAGAAAAAAGCAUCCUCUAGCCGCCAAACCUCUCCAUACUCACUGCCACGGUCAGCCAUUUCCUUGGCAACUAAAUUAAUUCAGACCAAGUUAUUGUUACAUUUAUUUUAGGCAUCUACCUGCAGAUCUAUUUUCUUCUUUUGUGUGGUCUGACCAGAACAGUUUACAAUGUACUUUCUUUUUAAGCUGAUGACUGAAGAUGAUUAUACUUAGCAGAGCAGAUAAAAAACUCAAGUCUUUGAAGACUUGUGGAAAGCUGUGAAGGCAUAUCCAGGCUUCUGCUGGUGUCCCUGCAUGGGGACCCUUCUCAGUAAAGUGGAACUAGGAAAGUAGUCACUAAUACUCCUUGUCCUGCCCACUGUGAUCCUUUUAAUAAUAGGCCCAAAUAAGCUGCUUGUAGGUUAUAACAGCUUACCUCCUGAUGAAACUUCCAGUUUAAUGAAAAAGUUUGAGCCUUCCCCACUGCUCACAUUAGUCUCCCAAUCCUAAAUUCGGUGGCCUAUAAUACUUGCAAUAGAUAACUUUAUAAUUUAGAAUUUGCAUAGAAGUAUUUUUUUACCUAGGUUUUGUUUGUUUUUUUCUUUUAGUUUUUUUUUUUUUGUUUGUUUGUUUUUGCUUUAAUUUAUAGUAUAUCAGUAUAUAGUAUAUAAUUAUAUAGCUGGCUUCAGAAUCAAUGUUCUCUGAUUUUUUUAUACCUUGAGAAAAAAAUUUAUUUUAAUAGAUACACAAGAAAAUUAGUGUAUAUGUAGCUUGAGCUACAAAUAUAAAUUACAGUACAAACCCACACAACUUAAAAGCAAAACUACAUUAAUAUUGUGCAUGAAUCUAAUACCAGGAGAUCUGAAUUACAUCAAAUGGCUCUGAUGAUUGUAAAUACGUAAACACAAGACAGUUUAUUUUGGAUGCAGAACAGAAAACAGGACAUAACACAAUCGGCCCACUCAUCUGCAGAUGCUAAUUUAAGGAGAAGAUCUCUUGUGUGGAAAUUCACUGGCUGCUAUAUUUCAAUAGAUUUCUAACAUAAACUGCAACAACUUUGGAGUUGAAUUUCAUUGUACUUUAUAGUGGACUGCAAUACCUUAUUAACAUAUCUACCUUAAUGACCACAGCUUAACUUACAUUUUGUCCUGUGCUACAGAAGCUGUCUGGGAGUUGUGUAAACCCAGGAGGGGGUAUAAGGGAUCGAGGGCGUGGGAAGUCCUGAACCCCAACUCUGCAGCACUUGGAAUAAAAUAUCAAUUAAAGUGGUCAGAUAAUUACUUAACAACCAGAACUCUGUGAUUUAAAAAAAAAAGUAUCAAAAAUUCAAUCUCCCACCCGAGUGUCACUAGUAGCACCCGGAGCUGCUGUCUACGCGGAGCAAGGCGCUCUCAGCUCCCGGCCUGGGCUGUUUGUCGGUCUCUCUCGACGGUGCCGGUACCCGUGAGGCGAGGGCAGUGGCGGGGGCGAGCAGGGGUUCCCGGUUCCCCGUUCCCGGUUCCCCGCUCUCGGCGGGACGGGGCUCACCCGGUGCCGGUGCCGGUCCCGACCAGGAAGGCCCAGCGACUCCGCGCGAGCGCCGCGUGCUGACAGCGCCCCCUGCCGGUCGCGCUCUGCUGCGCAGCGCGAGCGGGUGGUGCCGGCACCGCCUCCGUGGGCGGGGCUCACCGCGCUUCGCGCUCUCCCAUUGGGCGCCUCCCGGGAAGGGGCGGUGCCGUCUCCUCACGUGAAUGGGGGCGCGCGCUGUCCUGCCCGAUGGCGCCCCCUGGCGGUCGGCGGCCUCGUGCUCUCGCCACGCCGGCAUGGAAGGGAGCGGCGGCGGCGGCGGCGGCGGCGGGGCGGAUCCGGGCCCGGCCACGGCCCCGGGCGGGGAGGGCGAGGGCUGCGAGGGGCUGUGGGAGCUGCCGGUGGAGCUCUGCGAGAGGCGGCCCGUGUGUGGGCGCUGCAGCCGUCCUCAGAAGGUGUGUUUGUGUCCUUUCCUGCCUGUACAUCCGCUAAAGGUCUCCACUUGCUUGUAUAUAAUUCAGCAUCCAGCAGAGGAAAGUCGAGUUUUAAGAACGGUACCUUUGCUAGCGGCUUGUCUGCCUCCAGACAAAUGUAAGAUUUUGGUUGGUCGACGUUUUAAUGAAGACAGGUAUCCUGAAUUAGCAACUGUGUGCAGAAAUCCCAAUACUCUAAUUUUGUAUCCUGGAGCUGAAGCAACCAAUUUGGAAGACAUGGCAGUGACGUCUUCUAGUCCAUCUGUUAUGAUCAUCAUCGAUGGAACGUGGAGUCAAGCUAAAGAUAUAUUUUACAAAAAUUCUCUCUUCCGCCUUCCCAAGCAGGUGCAGUUAAAACCCAGUAUUUCAAGUCAAUAUGUAAUUCGUACACAGCCAACAAACACCUGUCUGUCUACUCUUGAAUGUGCAGCUGUUGCUCUUUCCAUCAUGGAAAAAAAUAAGAGUAUACAAGAGACUAUACUCCAUCCGCUUCAAGCUUUAUGCUCUUUCCAACUUCAGCACGGUGCCCAGAUCCAUCACAGCAAGGAGCAUCUUCUCAAAAAUGGCUUAUAUGACAAGCCCAUGCCAAAGAAUAAACGCAAACUCAGAAGAAUGGAGCUUCUGGUGAAUAAUGUUAAAAUAUAAGAAAACUGUACUGGUGGUACAAUAGGAUUUACUUGCAGAAGCAAAUGAAUAUAGAUCUGGAUUUGAUCCAGUUGACUAUACUGUAAUACAACAACUUUUAGGCCCUUCUUAGGCAAGAAUUGAUCUACCAAUGUGUCAUACAGUUACAGACAAGCUUUUUCAUAUAUGCAGUAAGCCAGGUGCCUUUGUUCAGAUGAUGGAGGAGCAUUCUCAUUUACUGAGAAGAGAAAGAAAACUGAACAUAAUUUAGACCUAUGUUGUCAGUUGGGUGUCAGAUAUGAUCCUCAGUAUAACUGGAUGAAUUUAUUUUGGAGACGCUUUUAUCAGUACAAAAAGACAAGAAAUAUGACUAUGGAUGUGAAGGGAUGGUAAGGCUUCAGCAGUCAGAAUUAUGUUGAAUUGCAACUGAGUUUUUUAGAUUCAGUAUCUAAUUGCAGUAGGCUUUCAAACCAUAAUUCCUUAUAUUCUUUAGUUCAGAUGAGCAUAAGGCAUGUUAUUUAGACAGUUCUUUCUAACUUGGAGAUUUUUAUUUCUUGUAUUAUUAGAACUCCUUUUUGUACAUUUACAUAUAUUUUACAAUACAGUCGAAUUUAGUUUCUCUCAGACUUAAUUUUUAAAUUAAAUAUGCAUAUGUUUUUACAAGAAACUGAACAAUUCUGACUUACAAAAAGAAAAGUAGAAAAAGUGAUUUUUGGAAUUAUAACUCAGGUGCUUUUCUUACUUGAGCAAAAACUAAUCUUCCACAGAUGGGGAGAUCUCAUGGAUAUACAUACAUCAUACCCAUACUCUGACAUACAAUGAUUUUGCUACUGAAGGAAUUAAACAAGCCCAGUGUAAACUGCUCUAUAGGAAGUGUGAUGGAUUGAAAAAUGAUUAUGUCUGAUUACAACCAACUAACAUAAUUAUAGAUCCUCUAGACUUCAUGUGUUUAGUUUUUCACUUCUAACAGCGAUAUAACUGUACUUCUUUCUAAUGGGAAUUGCUAGAAGCAGAAGAAUUGGGUAUUUUUACAGGCUUUCUAAUAAUAUUUUAUGACCUGGAGGGAAAAAUCAAGUGAAGUAAAGGUUCUGAUAAUCCUUUCUUCUACAUAAAUGCCUCCUGCAUUUAAGAGAUUAAAAUGCGUAAUGUUUGUCUUUACUGUCACUUCCACUCUAGGUAACAACAUGAAGCUAACUGGGUACUAAUUAGUCUUAGAAAAAGAUAUUUUGUCUUUAAUUUAUGAUCUGUGAGAAAAGAAACUACAGAAGUGGGGUGUGGGGGCAGGGUGAGGGGUUGUGUAAACACAAUUAACCAAUAUUUUACUGAAAGCUUUUCUGCAAUUAAUAAGAGAGGUCAAAAUUAGGUCAGAGAUUAGCUAAGAAGUUUUAGUUAACCCUGAGCUAAUAGUGACCUUUUAUUUAGGCAUGGAUAAACAAUGUAAUUUGUCUGGCUAUAGCUUAUAUAACCUUUUUCUCUUCUCCUGGUCUAGAUAAAUCCUGUAUCUGUCACUAAAUUCAGCAAAGCUGAAUUAGAUUUGACAAAUCUGAAGCAAACCAGUCUCAUAUGAUUAAUGAUAGUGUAGAUGCACUUUUGUUCAUAUUGGAACAGAGAAAGGGCAUGUUUAUUCCUGCAGCACACCAAUCACCAGACUAACUUGGAGUCUGAAGUUGCAGUCUUGUGCAAUUUGUGUACACUGCCUUGUGUGUGAUGCUGUGUCCAGUUCUAGGGUUGAUAUGGCUCCUACUGGGCUGGUAAUCUUCCUUCCCUGUGCAUUGGGACAUAGUUAAUAAUUCCUUAGGAAACAUGGGCAUCAAUUAAGCUUUAUUGUUAAUGUCAUAUUUACAUAUAUGGAUGAUAGUCACAUUUAAUGUUGUAUAUGUUAAUUUAAUUUACCUUAUUUUAAAUCCAUCUUGAGCAGCAGUAUAUCUUUUGACCUACAUUGUGAAGUUUAAUUUCCUAGGCAGAAGAUUAAGUGUGUCUUUACAUAAUAUGUGAGUAUAUAUUAUAGAGAACAGAAAGAAAUUUGUGUUACAGCCUGGGAUUCAUAGCCAUCUGCAAAAUGCCUUAGAAUUACAGGAUCAGAGAAAUAGUUGCCUUAAUUGAGUUAUAAUUCUAUGUUAAAUAUUCUUGUGCAUGCAAUCUCAUGUUUUUCAGCAAAGGACAAAUUCUACACAGCUUACAAUAAGCACUUUUUAGCUUUGUUGAUUCCUCUUGUUCUUUCAAUUUUCCUACUGUGGAUAAUAGGAUUUUGUAGAAUCUCAUGCUGGAUGCAUGGAAGCCUUUAAUUGCUAAUUUCCUCUGUUGUACAAUACUAGAUCAAUCAAUAUGUAACAGUUACUGAAGAAAUUAAAAACAAUGCAUUGCAAACCUCCGGGCAUUUUAUUUUUUUGAGUUUUUUGUAUGUCCCAGCUCAGCUAUAAUAUAGUGAAUGUUUAGGUGCAGCACAGCAGUGACAUGAAGUUCUGUUUCAGAUUUGUUUGAAGCUAUUAAACACAAAGCACAAUACUUUUUAUGUAGAACUUUCAUGAUUUUAAAAAUACUCAUAGUGUAUGAGGAAGAAUCUAGAAAGUUUGUUUUCAGGUCUUUUGGAUUCAGAAUUUGCCAAUAAAUACAUUACCUCAAAGAAAUGAAUACUCUGAAGUCCAUACGCUCUUGACAGAAGCUGUGUGUGAUGAAGUAGCACUCUUUGUAAGCAAUUUCAUUAGAAUGAAUUUGAUUUGCAGUUUUACUUUGCUGUAAUGGUAAAUCCGUUUCAUUUUUCCCUUACCGAAAGAUUAAUGAGUGAAACCCACCAGUCUAACAAGAUAUUGAUUAAAAAGGAAGGAAUGUGUUUGCUUCUCGUGUUUUGUCCUUUGUCCUUGUCCACUUUGUACUUCCAAGUGUUGCUACUAAAAUAAAAUCUGCCUUCUAUGUACCUCAAGUGUCAUGUAUUGGGAAACUGGUGGCAUGGAUAGUAGGCUUUUGAACAGAUGCAAAUAUUUUUCAAAGGUGAGCACUGUUAAUUCAUAUUAAUAUUUUUAAUAAUUAACAUUUUCAUAGUCUGUAGGGUAGGACUAAGUCUAUUAAAAAAGAGAAAGAUGGAAUGUUUUUAAAUUAGAACAUGAACUGCACCUACCCUUUUGUUUAGAAAGCUUUCAUAUGAAAGAGAUACUUAGGACAAACAUAAAUGUAUUUUUCUUCAAGAUGUUACUUUUGCUGCCUCAUAACCCCAUACUACCAAUAAAUUACUCUGUUAUUAGUUUUUCUUGAGAUAAAAAGGAAACUUUUCGACUCACUUCAAAAGAGGCAAAAAUUAUUUUAAGACCAAGGAUUUUAUUCUCAACUGCCACAUUAGAUAAAAAAAUGCUUAUGCUGCAUUAUUUUCUACAACUUUCCUGCUUGUUUUGAAAUUUAAUUAAAAACUGGUUUUCUUGAAAGAGAUAUUGGUUCAUGCUUUUCUUUUGAUGCUUGUGUGUUUUAUGUCUAUAUACUUGAAUUCACAUAAAUUACAUAUUUAUUUCUGCCUCAAAGCAAUAAAAUAUCUAAUUUACUGUUGUAUGUUC
Messenger RNA from Prinia subflava (tawny-flanked prinia), 6987 nucleotides. RefSeq names its product DTW domain containing 2 (gene DTWD2). The transcript is spliced from 6 exons. Bases 2573 to 3466 code for a protein of 297 amino acids. The record is from RefSeq and is a predicted model, not a curated record. Lineage: Eukaryota; Metazoa; Chordata; Aves; Passeriformes; Cisticolidae.